Lates calcarifer (barramundi perch) is the source of this 1855-nucleotide messenger RNA. RefSeq names its product apolipoprotein O-like (gene apool). Gene Ontology annotation, cellular component: MICOS complex. The coding region runs from base 73 to 1338 and encodes 421 amino acids. Gene Ontology annotation, biological process: cristae formation. Lineage: Eukaryota; Metazoa; Chordata; Actinopteri; Centropomidae. The record is from RefSeq and is a predicted model, not a curated record. The transcript has 11 exons.
GCAGUAAGUGACCGUGGUUUGGACCAGUCGGAGCCGUUCACCAGAGUCCAAAGAAGAAGGAGGAGCGCUGUCAUGGCGGCCAAGGUGGUGAUGGUGGCCGUCCCGACGGUGCUAGGAAUAGCCUCCAUCCGUGUGUACACUGUGAGCGAAGCCCCCGCUGAUGGGCUGGUUACUCAAGAAAAGCUGAAUAUCUACACCCCACUGCCACGGUCUGCUCAGGCACAGUUUGUUCCAGAGAGGCCGGGUGCCAUUGAGAGUGGGUUAACCACAGCUAGAGAGACCAUACUACCAUUUGCCCAGGCUGUAAAGGGUGCCUGUGUGUCUGUGAAAAAUGGAACUGUUAAUCUGUACCAUGCAGGACAGGAUGUAUACUAUUACCUGAAAGACCCUCCCCCAGGCUUUCUACCCAGGUUUGGCACCAUCACCAUGGCUGGCCUGCUUGGCAUGUUCUUGGCACGGAAAGGCUCUCGUUUUAAGAGAGUAGCCAUUCCACUGGGCCUGAUGAGUGCAGGAGCUUCAGUGUGCUACCCGGCUCAAGCAGUGGCUGUGUUUAAGGUGACAGGUAAGAAGGUAUACUCUGCAGGGCAGUGGAGCAGUGCUGCUGCGUCUUCGCUGUUCACCUCCAAGCCACAGGAACCUGUUGCCAAAGACAUCGCUGCUUCACAACCACAGUCAGCCGCAGUGUCAGAUCAAGAGCCUGUAGUGAUUGAGGCCUCAGAACCCAGCUCCACCACAGACAGCUCAUCCCAAAGUGCUACAAUCCCAGAAACAGAGGUGGAAUCAGCUGAGUCUGUUCCUGUCUCUGAUGAGACCAUCGCUGCUGUCAUAACAAAGGAGGCGUCAUCAGUAACACUCACAGACCAGGCCCCUACAGAGUCCAACACAGAUCCCGUGGUACAUUCAGUGCCAGCGGAGACAGAAACUGUUCCUCCCUCUGUGGAGCUACCUGCCCCUGUUGAGAGUGAGGAGCUCUCAGACACAAAAGAAGCACCUGUGGACAUCUCAAAUGAAUCCAGCCCAGCAGAGUCCACAGCGAGCUUAGAACCAGAGUCCACUUCUUCCUCUGAAGAACCAACUGCUCCAAAGGCCUCAGACGAGCCAGCAGUGCCAGUUGUUGAAUCAGCUGAGCCCGAACCCACUGCUCAGCCAGAGUCAGCUGACCGGCCACCGGUUGCUGCUGUGGAGGAGACCCCAACCCCAACACUCACACCACCACCUCCUGAACAGCCUGCAGCAGAAAAUAACAAAGGGGGGUCUGGUUUCAAGCCAGACCCUUCUCUGAUGGACUUUGGCCAGUCCAGCCCAGAGGAUGAAGACCUGUACAGCACGCGGAGCUGAGAGACCAGUUGGCCACAGGAGAAACCUCAUUCCCACACUGCCAUCUCAUAUGUCAUCCAGACUGAUAAACACUCUAUAUCAUUAUGCUGUGUAAAUUGCCAUUUUGAAAGCAAGUAUAGUUAUGAAGUCUUUUAUGAAGAUUUCCAUUCUCUUUUUUUUAUAUUUCCACAGAAAACAGCCAAGUACAUUUGCAUUGUAGCAGCAAGCAGUGGCAGUCGGUUUCUGUGGAAGGACUGAAACACAGAAAAAAAUACACCCACAACUGUUUACAAGUCUUUUAAUUCACAGAUGGCAGAUUGCGAAUAUUUCUCUCUGUUUGUCAUUUAGCAAUUACAGUUUUUUGUGCUACGUCUCUUACAGUCAUGAGUGCAUUGUGCUUUUAUUUAUUGUAAUUUAGCCGCACGUGCUGGUAAUGAGUACAAGAUGGACUAGUGCUGCUCCAUUUUGUUACAUAAAAAAUUGUCUUCACUUAUUGAGUUUAAGAACUCAAAAUAAAUCUAUAUUUUUCAGGAAUUUA